This is a messenger RNA of Benincasa hispida (wax gourd), 732 nucleotides long. Lineage: Eukaryota; Viridiplantae; Streptophyta; Magnoliopsida; Cucurbitales; Cucurbitaceae. The record is from RefSeq and is a predicted model, not a curated record.
AUGGCAUUCAAUGCUCGAAAAUUUCCUAAUGAUGCUUCAUCUCCAGCUUCAGACUACUGUACUUCAGGAGAACGAGUGGUGGAGCUACCUUCCUUGAUUUCAUUCAUGAUCAAAGCAUCAGAGGUAAAGAAAGCUGAUGAAGAAGAUGAAGAUCGAGCAGAGCUCGGAGAUGAAGAUGAAGAAGAAGAAGAAGAAAACACUAAGAGAUCGGAAGAAAAGUAUAGAUUAGUGUCUGGAAUUUUUUAUUUUUUUAUUUUUUUAUUUGUGCAUUCUAAAUCUAAAGCUAGCGAUGCAAGUUUCAGUUUAUCGGGUUCAACGUCCUCAUCGUACAGCAAGUUCAUAAAAGAUUUGAGAAACACUCUUCCAUCAAACACGAAAGUGUACAAUAUAACUCUCUUACUCGGCUCUGCUGCCGGCACAAAUCGGUACACACUAAUGAAACUCUCCAAUUACGAUGCAAAAUCAAUCACAAUGGCUAUAGAUGUAACAAGCUAUAUCAUGGAAUAUCUUGUCAACACAACUUCCUACUUUUUCAAUGAAUCUGAUGCUAAAUUUGCUUCUCAAUAUGUAUUCAAAGGAACCACAAGCAUUACACUUCCAUACUUUGGCAAUUACGAAAGGCUUCAUAUCGCUGCAGGCAAAAAUCACGAGAAAAUUCCUCUUGGAUCAAGCUUGUUUCAUUACGACUCGGCCGUUGCUGCUGCUGCAUUCCUUGUGAUUAUUGGAGCGUAA